UAACUAUAUAAACUACCAUUCCAAAUUUCCAACUCGUUUGUCUUUUGACUUUAAAACUGAGAAAAAUAAAAAUAAAAUAAAAUAGAUCUCUCAUCAAAGGAAAAAUAUUCCUUUCAAUUUUCUUUCACAAUAAUAUCUCCUUCCUUUGCCCUUUCGCUCGGUUUUGGAUUUUUAUAUUUUUCCCUUGCAGUUGAGUUCAGCGAAGAACAUCUUCAUCAAAUUUUGUCUUCCAGCCCACCUCCGAUAAAUUAAUUACCUCUUAGUUGCGAUUACUUCAUCUAGUCUUUACACUGUAAUUGAUUUGUACUCUACUUAAUGAACUGAACCCCACCAAUCCAUCGUCUUCAGCAGCACAAAGAAAGCUACCAGUCUUCUUCAAUCCGUACAAUCUCCCAUAUUGCGUAAUUGCAUGAACUGAUUCCUUCUUCAUCGAAAUCGGUGAUUGAGGAAAACAGUUGGGCAGAUUCGUUGGAUAAAAAUGAUGGGCUCUGAGAAUAAUGAAGAAGCCCAUCUCCAGGCUCCGAGAGAAGGCGGUAUGGAAAGCGUCGCCCUUGACGACGGCGGCGAUGCCAACGGCGGCGGGGACUGUAACGGCGGUGGUUUGACUUCUAAUUACAGAAGUGCCAUGCCCACUCUCUCCUCCUCCUUCUCCUCAUCCUCCUUGCACCAUCCUCUCUCCGUCCCUACUCCCGCCGACUCCGAUCCCCUUCUCGCCCCACCGUCGCCCUCGGUGAAAUCUCCCAAUUCGAUCAAAAUUGCAAAUAACCACCAUGAAAAGAACUCUUAUCUUGAUCAUCCUUCUUAUGCCGACGUCAUUUUCAGCCCCCUUGACGAACCCACCAGUCCAAUUGAUUCCAAUGGAGGAAGUCCGGAUGGGGAUUCCAAUAAGUUUACAUUUUCAUCAAGAUCUCAAUCUGACAGCUCGGAGUACUUGGAAAUUGUGGUUUCCCAUCCGCAGAAAGAGGCCCAGGCAUCGGCUUCGAUUGUGCCCGGUAAUAAUACCUAUGUCACUUAUCUAAUUACGACUAAAACGAACCUUGCGGAUUACGGAGGAUCUGAAUUUAGUGUUAGGAGGAGGUUUAAGGAUGUUGUAACAUUGUCUGAUCGGUUGACUGAAGCUUAUAGAGGGUUUUUCAUUCCUCCGAGGCCGGACAAGAGCAUAGUGGAAAGUCAAGUGAUGCAUAAACAGGAAUUCGUGGAGCAGAGGAGAGUGGCAUUGGAGAAGUACUUGAGAAGGUUGGCGGGUCAUCCUGUUCUCAAAAAGAGUGAUGAGCUUAGGGUGUUCUUGCAGGUGCAGGGAAAGCUUCCCUUGCCUACUAGUGUCGAUGUGACCUCCAGAAUGCUGGAUGGGGCCGCUAAGCUGCCAAAGCAGUUAUUUGGGGAUUCAACAAGUGUGAUGGGUCCUCAAGAUGUUGUGCAGCCAGCUAAAGGUGGGAGGGAUUUGUUGAGAUUGUUUAAGGAGUUGAAACAAUCUGUGGCAAAUGAUUGGGUUGGGUCUAGGCCCCCGGCGGAAGAGGAGGAUAAGGAGUUUCUUGAGAAGAAAUUGUGGUUGAAUGGUCUUGAGCAGCAUCUCAGUAAUGCAUCAAAACAGGCUGAGUCCCUCGUUAAAGCACAACAAGAUUUGGGUGAGACAAUGGGUGAAUUAGGCCUAGCACUUAUAAAAUUGACAAAAUUUGAGAAUGAGGAAGCUCUGUUAAAUACUCAAAGGGUUCGUGCUGCUGAUAUGAAGAACCUGGCAACUACAGUUGUGAAAGCAAGCAGAUACCAUAGAGGGUUAAAUGCACAGACUGUAAAGCAUUUGGAUACACUACAUGAAUAUAUGGGUCUAAUGUGGGCUAUGCACAAUGCUUUCUCAGAUCGUUCAAGUGCUUUGUUGACAGUUCAAACUCUUCUUUCGGAGCUAUCUUCUUUGCGCUCAAGAGCUGAAAAACUGGAAACUGCAUCUUCCAAAAUAUUCGGUGGUGACAAGUCACGAAUUCGCAAAUCAGAGGAACUGAAGGAAGCUAUUAGAAACACCGAGGACGCGAAGUGCUGUGCUAUCAGGGAAUAUGAACGCAUCAAGGAAAAUAACAAGAGUGAAAUUGAAAGGCUGGACAAAGAAAGGAAGACUGACUUUUUAGUUAUGUUGAAAGGUUUUGUGAGUUGUCAGGUACGUCACCUCCCCCGUUAUCUAAUAGUUUUCUGCGUGGUCACCUCAAAGGUUUUAGUUUCUGUAGAAAAGUAGCAUGAUAUCUCUUUAUCUUAACUUUAGCUGGCACGAUGAGGUGAUUGAAUUAAAUAAGGCAUAUAUCAAUUUUACUUUUCCUGUAUUAUUGAGUAGUAGAGUCUUUUCCAGUUUCCUUCUUCCACAUUAGAUUAUGAGUAUUGGCCAAACCAUUUUUCUUCCAUAUUAGGUCAUGCCAUAUGAUGAAUGGUUAAUAGAUUAUGAAUAUUGUCCAAACCAUUUUUCUUCCAUAUUAGGUGAUGCCAUGUGAUGACUGGUGAAUGAUGAAUGGUUACUGAUGGAGCACAAUGCCAACAUAUUAUCUAUAUAACCCUUCUUGUUGUAUUAUUAGACCAUGCCAUGUUCUGAAUUUUUUUAUCUUCAAUCUCUUGAACCAUUUCGCUUAUUGGGAAGCAUCCUUUAAAUUGUAUGCAUUAUAGUUAGCACUCUCAAAUUCAAGUUGAUAUUAGGACUUGGAGAUCUCGAAUGUGACUGUAGUUUAUUUAUGGUAUGAGCCAACUAAACAAUGCACCAAAACGUAGAAGUCUUUUAAACUGCUGUUAUGGUAUGAGCCAACUAAACAAUGCUCCAAAACAUAGAAGUCUUUUAUACUGCUGUUAUUGUAAAAUUCAUGUGCUUUCCUAAUACUUGGUUUUCCGCUUAACGUGACAGGUUACGUACAUGGAGAAAAUAGGAAAUGAGUGGACAAAAGUUGCAGAAGAAACCAUGAGAUAUUCAAAGGACACGGCAUGAUGAAGAAAUUUAUUUUUUGGCAUCUCCGUCACCAUUUUUCCCUACGCAUUUCGGCUUUGUUAUUGUUUCAUUUCCAUUAGGAAACAGAGUAUACAGAGUAGUGUCUGCUAACUAGUACUUCAUUUGAGUUCUUGAAUGUUGAAAGUACAUAUGCAAUGAUACCUUCUGAACUUCUUCUUACAAAUCGAAAUGAUUAAAUUGUAAACGUAAUAAUUUUGCAGAGUACACUGGUUCCCCAAAAAUUCUUAAUAUUUCCUGGAACAGUAAUGGCCGGGUGAGGUUGUAUUUAACAUUCUUGGUUUGAUAUCACUUUCUGGGAUUAGGAUACUUUUCUAAGAAUAAUGUUAAGGUUUAUACAUUAAGGACACGGG
This is a messenger RNA of Oldenlandia corymbosa var. corymbosa, 3327 nucleotides long. The record is from the annotation of a GenBank genome assembly. NCBI's taxonomy places the organism in Eukaryota, Viridiplantae, Streptophyta, Magnoliopsida, Gentianales, Rubiaceae.